AUGUCAGAUUCAUCACCCACCCCAAGCGUCAUGCUGGACUAUUCAUUGUUACAUAAUAACUUGGCUCCCCACUUUCUUGGGUUGAAUUCCGUCUCCAAAGCGGAACCGUCAAAAGUUACCGAUUUUGUCAAGUCACAUCAAGGUCACACCGUCAUAUCACGUAUUUUAAUUGCAAAUAAUGGUAUUGCUGCCGUUAAGGAGAUAAGAUCAGUCAGAAAAUGGGCAUACGAAACGUUUGGUGACGAGAGAGCAAUACAAUUUACAGUGAUGGCAACUCCCGAAGACUUGGAAGCAAAUGCAGAGUAUAUUAGAAUGGCCGAUCAGUUUGUAGAAGUACCAGGAGGAACAAACAACAACAAUCACGCCAACGUUGACUUAAUUGUUGAUAUUGCAGAAAAUACCGACGCUCAUGCUGUCUGGGCAGGUUGGGGACACGCAUCCGAGAAUCCGCUUUUACCAGAGAGGUUGGCAGCAUCGCCAAAAAAGAUUGUCUUUAUCGGACCCCCAGGAUCUGCUAUGAGAUCUUUGGGAGAUAAAAUUUCGUCCACCAUUGUUGCACAACACGCUGAUGUCCCAUGUAUUCCUUGGUCUGGUACAGGAGUUGAUGAUGUUCGCGUGGACCCUGAAACGAACUUGGUUUCUGUGACUGAAGAUGUAUACGCCAAAGGUUGUUGUACAGGACCUGAGGAUGGAUUGGAAAAAGCUAAACAGAUUGGGUUCCCGGUUAUGAUUAAAGCUUCCGAAGGUGGUGGUGGUAAGGGUAUUAGAAAGGUUGAAAGUGAAGAGAACUUUAUCACAUUGUACAACCAAGCAGCAAAUGAGAUUCCCGGAUCACCAAUAUUUAUUAUGAAGCUUGCCGGUGAUGCUAGACAUUUGGAAGUCCAAUUAUUAUCCGAUCAAUAUGGAACUAAUAUUUCGUUGUUUGGUAGAGAUUGUUCUGUCCAAAGAAGACACCAAAAGAUUAUUGAAGAAGCACCUGUCACAAUUGCAAGGAAAGAAACAUUUACCGAGAUGGAGAAAGCAGCUGUCAGAUUGGGUAAGUUAGUUGGUUACGUUAGUGCGGGUACUGUUGAAUAUUUGUACUCACAUGCCGAAGACAAAUUCUAUUUCCUUGAAUUGAAUCCCAGAUUGCAAGUUGAACACCCUACAACUGAAAUGGUUACGGGGGUGAAUUUACCAGCAGCUCAGUUGCAAAUUGCCAUGGGUAUUCCAAUGCAUAGAAUCAGAGAUAUUAGAACCCUUUACGGUACUGAUCCUCACUCUGCUACAGAAAUCGAUUUCGAAUUUAGUACUGAAAACGCUGUUGUCAGUCAAAGAAGACCUUCUCCAAAAGGUCACUGUACUGCCUGUCGUAUUACUUCGGAAGACCCUGGUGAAGGAUUCAAACCAAGUGGAGGUUCUUUACAUGAAUUGAACUUUAGGUCGUCUUCUAACGUAUGGGGUUACUUUUCUGUAAGCAACCAGUCAUCGAUCCACUCAUUUUCUGAUUCCCAGUUUGGUCACAUUUUUGCUUUUGGUGAGAAUCGUCAAGCUUCAAGGAAACACAUGGUUGUUGCAUUGAAAGAAUUGAGCAUCCGAGGAGAUUUUAGGACAACCGUUGAAUAUUUGAUUAAAUUGUUGGAGACUCCGGAUUUCGAAGACAACACUAUUACCACAGGAUGGUUGGAUGAAUUGAUUACGAAAAAAUUGACUGCAGAGAGACCAGACCGUACUGUUGCUAUUGUUUGCGGUGCUGUAACCAAAGCCCACAUUCAAGCCGAAGAAGAAGAAAGAGAAUUUGCCCAGUCGUUGGAGCGUGGUCAAGUUCCUCACAAGAAUGUAUUGAAAACUAUUUUCCCAGUUGAGUUUAUCUACGAGGGCGAGAGGUUCAAGUUUACUGCUACCAAAUCGUCUGAUGAUAAGUACACCUUGUUCCUCAAUGGUUCGAGAUGCACAGUGGGCGCACGUCCUUUGUCCGAUGGAGGGUUGUUGUGCGCAUUGGGUGGUAAAUCGCACGCUGUGUAUUGGAAAGAAGAGGCUUCUGCCACAAGAUUGUCCGUUGAUGGAAAGACCUGUUUGCUUGAGGUUGAAAAUGACCCAACGCAAUUGAGAACCCCCUCUCCAGGAAAAUUGGUUAAGUACUUGGUUGAAAGUGGAGACCAUGUCAAUGCUGGUGAUACUUUUGCUGAAAUCGAGGUUAUGAAAAUGUGCAUGCCAUUAGUGGCACAAGAGAAUGGUGUUGUUCAAUUAAUAAAACAACCAGGGUCAACUGUCAAUGCCGGUGAUAUGCUUGCGAUUUUGGCCUUAGAUGAUCCAAGUAAGGUUAAACAUGCUAAACCUUUUGAAGGAACAUUGCCUGAAAUGGGUGAACCAAAUGUCAGAGGUUCUAAACCUGCUCACAAGUUCCAUGAUUAUGCAACUAUUUUGAGGAAUAUCCUAGCCGGUUACGACAACCAAGUCAUUAUGAACUCAACCUUGAAGAAGAUUGUUGAAGUUUUGAAGGAUAGGGAGUUACCAUACUCCGAGUGGCAGCAAUGUAUUUCAGCAUUGCAUUCAAGAUUGCCAAUAAAGUUGGAUGAAUCCUUAACUGCAUUGAUUGAAAGAACUAAGUCAAGAAGUGCCGAUUUCCCUGCUCGUCAACUCCUAAAACAGAUUGGUAAAGCAGUUGCCGAAUCUGAAGAUGGUACUUUGAAAGAUAUUGUUUCGCCAUUGGUUAGCAUCGCAACAAGGUACGAAAAGGGUUUGGUGGAACAUGAAUAUGAUUUCUUCGCCUCAUUGAUUCAUGAAUAUUACAAUGUUGAAAGCUUGUUUGUUGGUCACAAUGUAAGAGAAGACGAUGUGAUUUUGAAAUUGAGAGAUGAACACAAGUCCGAUUUGAAGAAAGUCAUCAGCAUUUGUUUGUCACACUCGAAAGUCUCGGCCAAGAACAACUUGAUAAUUGCUAUCCUUGAGGAAUACCAGCCAUUGUUACAAUCCAACUCUUCAAUUGCAGUUUCAAUUAGAGACGCGUUGAAAACAUUGGCGCAAUUGGACUCUCGUGGAUGUGCCAAAGUUGCAUUAAAAGCCAGAGAGAUUUUGAUUCAAUGCUCCUUACCUUCAAUUAAAGAAAGAUCAGAUCAAUUGGAACACAUUUUGAGGUCGUCGGUAUUGCAAACAUCGUACGGUGAAAUGUAUGCUAAACACAGAGAACCUAAUUUGGACAUUAUUCAAGAAGUUGUUGACUCUAAGCAUAUUGUAUUUGAUGUCUUGGCCCAAUUUUUCGUAAAUAGCGACGAAUGGGUUUCAAUUGCUGCUGCCGAAGUAUAUGUGAGACGUUCAUAUCGUGCAUACCAAUUAGGCAAGAUUGAAUACGAUUUUCACGAUAAUUUACCAGUCAUUGAGUGGAAGUUCAAAUUGCCUAGCAUUGCUAACUCGAGAUUUAAUGCUAUUCAACAGCCAGCUACAGAGGAGGAAAACACUGCCAUGAAACACUCUGCUUCGGUGUCUGAUUUGUCUUUUGUUGUUGAUUCAAAGACCGACCACAUGGAAAGGACUGGUGUUUUGGUCCCUUGCAGACAUUUUGAUGAUGUGGAUGACAUGUUGAGUGCUGCUUUGGAGAAGCUUCAACCAAGUGAUGCUUUGACUUUCCAAGCUGGAGAUGAACAGACCGAGUUGCUUAAUGUUCUCAAUAUUGUGGUAAACAACAUCGAUGGAUAUUCCAAUGAAGCUGAAUAUUUAGAAAGAGUCAGGGGUCUUUUGGACGAGUACAGAGAAGAUUUGGUAAAGGCUAGUGUACGUCGUGUUACCUUUGUAUUUGCUCACCAAAUUGGUUCUUAUCCAAAGUACUACACAUUUACCGGUCCUGAUUAUUUGGAAAACAAGGUUAUCAGACACAUUGAGCCAGCAUUGGCUUUCCAAUUGGAGUUGGGAAGAUUAGCAAACUUUGAUAUCAAGCCAAUUUUCACAAACAAUAGAAAUAUCCAUGUUUACGAAGCAGUCGGAAAGAAUGCACCUUCAGAUAAGAGAUUCUUCACCAGGGGUAUCAUUAGGACUGGCGUUAUUAAGGACGAUAUCAGCAUUUCAGAGUACUUGAUCUCCGAGUCCAACAGGCUAAUGAGCGAUAUUUUAGACACUUUGGAAGUUGUUGACACAUCCAAUUCGGACUUGAACCAUAUCUUUAUCAACUUUUCAAACGUAUUUAACAUCCAGCCAGCUGAAGUUGAAGCAGCUUUUGGUUCAUUCUUGGAGAGAUUUGGUAGAAGGUUGUGGAGAUUGAGGAUUACUGGUGCCGAAAUUAGAAUUGUGUGCGCCGACCCUAAAGGUAAUGCUCUUCCACUUCGUGCCAUCAUCAACAACGUUUCUGGUUAUGUUGUCAAGUCAGACCUUUAUUUGGAAAUGAAGAAUGCAAAAGGAGAUUGGGUGUUUAAGUCAAUUGGUCAACCAGGCCCAAUGCAUUUGAGACCAAUUUCAACAACUUAUCCAGUCAAGGAAUCAUUGCAACCAAAGCGUUACAAGGCACACAAUAUGGGUACCACUUAUGUGUACGACUUCCCUGAGCUUUUCCGCCAGGCCACUCUUUCACAAUGGAAGAGGUAUGGGCAAAAAGCCCCAAGCGAUGUUUUCACUUCCUUGGAGUUGAUUCCUGAUGAAAAUGGAGGUUUGACUGCUUUAGAGAGAGAUCCUGGAUCGAAUAAGAUUGGUAUGGUUGGUUUCUUGGUUACCGCAAAGACUCCGGAAUAUCCACGUGGACGUCAGUUUGUCAUUGUUGCCAAUGAUAUCACCCACAAAAUAGGGUCUUUUGGUCCAGAAGAGGAUAACUUUUUCAACAAGUGCACUGAGCUUGCAAGAGAAAAGGGGGUGCCUAGGAUUUACCUUUCGGCUAAUUCAGGAGCCAGAAUUGGUAUUGCCGAGGAAUUAAUUCCGUUAUUCCAAGUUGCUUGGAACAAGGAAGGAUCACCUGAACAAGGAUUCAAGUACUUGUACUUGACACCAGAAGCUAAACAUGCUAUUGAUGAAGAUGGCAAGGGAGAAACAUUGCUUACAGAAAGAGUCGUUGAGGAAGGACAAGAACGUUUUGUCAUAAAGGCAAUUGUGGGUGCCGAUGAUGGUUUGGGUGUUGAAUGUCUUAGAGGAUCCGGUUUGAUAGCUGGUGCCACUUCAAAAGCUUAUAAGGACAUUUUCACUAUCACUUUAGUGACUUGUAGAUCUGUUGGUAUUGGUGCUUACUUGGUUAGGUUAGGACAGAGAGCCAUCCAAGUUGAAGGACAACCUAUUAUCUUGACAGGUGCCCCUGCCAUUAACAAGAUGUUGGGUAAGGAAGUCUACUCAUCCAAUUUGCAGUUGGGUGGUACUCAAAUUAUGUACAGGAACGGUGUCUCCCACUUGACCGCUAAUGACGAUUUGGAAGGUGUUGAAAAGAUUAUGGAGUGGUUGUCCUAUGUCCCUGCUAAACGUGGAAUGCCAGUCCCUAUUUUGGACUCUGAUGACACCUGGGACAGAGACGUUGACUAUUUCCCACCAAAGCAAGAACCUUUUGAUGUCAGAUGGAUGAUUGAAGGUAAAAAGACUGAAGACGGGUUUGAGUCAGGAUUGUUUGAUAAAGACUCUUUCCAAGAAACGUUAUCAGGAUGGGCCAAGGGUGUUGUUGUUGGAAGAGCACGUCUUGGAGGUAUUCCUAUUGGGGUCAUUGGUGUUGAAACAAGAACCGUUGACAACAUGAUUCCUGCUGACCCAGCUAACCCAGAUUCAACAGAAACACUUGUUCACGAGGCUGGGCAAGUUUGGCAUCCAAAUUCUGCUUUCAAGACUGCACAAGCAAUUAAUGAUUUCAACCACGGUGAGCAACUUCCAUUAAUGAUUUUGGCCAACUGGAGAGGAUUUUCUGGUGGUCAAAGGGAUAUGUACAACGAAGUUUUGAAAUAUGGAUCGUUCAUUGUUGACGCUUUGGUGGAUUUUAAACAACCUAUCUUUACUUAUAUUCCUCCUUUUGGUGAAUUGAGAGGUGGUUCAUGGGUUGUUGUUGACCCUACAAUCAACGAAGAUAUGAUGGAAAUGUAUGCUGAUGUCGAUUCAAGAGGUGGUGUCUUGGAAGCCGAAGGUUUGGUUAGUAUCAAAUACAGACGUGAUAAAUUAUUGGCCACCAUGGAAAGAUUAGACACAAAGUAUGCUGAAUUGAAAAAGCAAAUGAAUGAUGGGUCUUUGACUCCUCAGGAACAUUCAGACGUUAGUCGUCAAUUGACCGCUAGGGAGAAAGCAUUGUUGCCUAUAUAUGCUCAGGUUUCAGUCCAGUUUGCUGACUUGCACGAUAGAUCAGGCCGUAUGUUGGCCAAGGGCGUUAUUAGGGGAGAAGUUAAAUGGUCCGAUGCCAGACGCUUCUUCUUCUGGAGAUUACGCAGAAGAUUAAAUGAGGAAUACGUGUUGAACAUGAUUGGUGAUCAACUCAAGAAUUCCAACAAGUUGGAGAAGGUAGCCCGUUUGAAGAGUUGGAUGCCUGCAGUUAAUUAUGAUGACGACCAAGAAGUUAGUAACUGGAUUGAGGAACAUCACAGCAAAUUGUCGAAGAGAUUGGAGGAGUUGAAACACGAUGCCACGAGAGCUGAUUUGUUUAAAUUGUUGAGUAAGGAUUCAGGCGCUGGACUUGCAGCUGUAAAAGAAUUUGUUGAAAAACUUCCUCAAGAUGCUAAGAAACAGUUUUUGGACUCGUUAUAG
Molecule: messenger RNA, 6666 nt
Organism: Lodderomyces margitis
Lineage: Eukaryota; Fungi; Ascomycota; Pichiomycetes; Serinales; Debaryomycetaceae
Gene: ACC1
Product: acetyl-CoA carboxylase
Exons: 1
Coding region: 1-6666 (2221 amino acids)
Biological process (GO): fatty acid biosynthetic process
Molecular function (GO): metal ion binding; acetyl-CoA carboxylase activity; ATP binding
Source: RefSeq, a predicted model, not a curated record